This is a messenger RNA of Corylus avellana, 679 nucleotides long. Its product is annotated as protein RADIALIS-like 4. Gene Ontology annotation, molecular function: DNA-binding transcription factor activity. NCBI's taxonomy places the organism in Eukaryota, Viridiplantae, Streptophyta, Magnoliopsida, Fagales, Betulaceae. The record is from RefSeq and is a predicted model, not a curated record.
AAUCUUCCUUUUGGCAAAACAGAUUCGCCAACUGGCUCCACCCCACCAUGCACCCUAUCUACCAUUUAUAAGCAGAGCACCACGGCAGUCUCUUGCACGAACCAUCGCUUCAUCUAAAGCCCUCUGUCUAGCUAGCUCUUUUUCCUUUCCUUCGCCUUUCUCUGAGACAUUUCCACAAGCACCUUCGCCGUUAUUCUUUAAUGGCUUCAAGCUCUCUCAGUAAGCAAAGCUCCAGCUCCUCCUGGACGGCGGAGCAGAACAAACGGUUUGAAAAGGCACUGGCGUUGUACGACAAGGAAACCUCGGACCGGUGGCAGAAUGUAGCCAAGGCUGUCGGUGGGAAAACGACGGAGGAAGUGAAAAGACACUAUGAAAUCCUUUUAGAGGAUCUCCGGCAUAUCGAGUGUGGUCUUGUUCCCAUUCCCAAGUACAGGUCCAAUGGAAGCAUCAACAAUCUUGAAGAAGAAGAAAGGCUUUUGAAGUAUCUUAAGCUGCGGUAAAAGUCCAAGCUAGGAGCCAUGGCCACGUUUUAGGAUCAAGUCUUAACUGCAUGAUUUGUGGGAAGUAAAUGAAAUCUGUGUAUCUAUGCAUGGAUGAAAAUCUCUCUCUAUGGGUCAUUAUUCGACCGUCCUAAAUGUAAUAAAAAUAUCCAUAUUUAGAAACGAAGUUUCUUCUUGUC